AUGGCCGAGGUCGUUUUCGCAAGACAGUUCCUGUCGACACUCGACUCCAAGCCCAUCAAGCUCUCCGCAGACCAUGUCGAGGAUCCCAAGAACUUCCCCGCGCGCCCUCCCUACGUCCUCCCCAAGAUGCCCAAGGCCUUCAGCAAGCCCGCGGCGCCGCUGGCCCCGGGCCAGGAGCGCAGCGUCACCGUCGUUCUCAAGUCGCUGCGCAACCCGCCCAUCGACGUCAAGCUCACCUCGCAGCCCCUCAACACGUCCGUCCUCGACCUCAAGGCCCGCGUCGCCGAAAAGGCCAGCGUCCCCGCCGACAAGUUGCGCCUGCUGCACCGCAAGAAGCCCGUGCCCGACAGCAAGAUCCUCAAGGACCUCGCGGGCGACGACGAGGUGACGGUCGAUUUUGCCAUCAUGGUCAUUGGCGGGGCGGCGGCCGUGCAGCAGCAGCAGCAACCGGCUGACGGCGAGGCGGGCGUCGGCGUCGCGGGCGAGGCUACGGGUGCUGCGGCGCUCGAGACGGAAGCCUUUUGGACGGAUCUCAAGGGGUUCCUGAUGCAGAGGCUCAAGGAUGAGGCCGAGGCCGAGAGGCUGGCCACGUCAUGGCACGCCGACUGGGCGAGCAAGAGGUAG
Messenger RNA from Verticillium nonalfalfae, 624 nucleotides. RefSeq lists its product as uncharacterized. Lineage: Eukaryota; Fungi; Ascomycota; Sordariomycetes; Glomerellales; Plectosphaerellaceae. The record is from RefSeq and is a predicted model, not a curated record. Gene Ontology annotation, biological process: post-translational protein targeting to endoplasmic reticulum membrane. Bases 1 to 624 code for a protein of 207 amino acids. The transcript is spliced from 2 exons. Gene Ontology annotation, molecular function: protein binding.